Messenger RNA from Carcharodon carcharias (great white shark), 2584 nucleotides. RefSeq names its product zinc finger protein 271-like. NCBI's taxonomy places the organism in Eukaryota, Metazoa, Chordata, Chondrichthyes, Lamniformes, Lamnidae. Gene Ontology annotation, molecular function: DNA-binding transcription repressor activity, RNA polymerase II-specific. Gene Ontology annotation, biological process: negative regulation of transcription by RNA polymerase II. The transcript is spliced from 2 exons. The coding region runs from base 185 to 1459 and encodes 424 amino acids. The record is from RefSeq and is a predicted model, not a curated record.
GGAAGAAGUGUGAGUGGCUCCAAGUGUGGCGAGAGCUUCAAUCGUUCAUCGAGCCUCAUGAACCAUUGACUCAUUCCUACAGGUGAGAGGCUGGUGAAGAGUGAGGAGGGCUCCACAGACUCUUAAUAUCUCCUAACACACAAGAUGCUUCUGUAAGAACCACAAUUAACAGAAGGAUAGCUACAUGGAAGAGAAGCCGUUCAAGUGUGAGAUGUGUGAUAAAGCUUUUGUGACAUCUUUGAGCUUCAUGAGACACCAGAAGAUUCACAUGAGGGAGAAACCCUUCAGGUGUGAGGUGUGUGAAGUGACUUACACCAAUUCCUCCAAUCUCCUGAGACACCAGAGGAUCCAUACGGGAGAGAAGUCCUUCAGGUGUGAGGUGUGCAACAAAUCAUUCUCACAGUCGUCGCACCUCCUCGACCACCAACGCAUUCACACAGGGGACAAACCAUUCAAAUGCGAAGUGUGCAAAAAGGCAUUCUCACGGUUAUCAGAUCUUCGUGUACACCAACGCAUUCACACUGGGGAGAAACCAUUUAUGUGCGAGGUUUGUGAUAAAGCAUUUUCGGAUUCAUCGGCCCUCCGUGUCCACCGACGCAUUCACACAGGGGAGAAACCAUUCACAUGUGAGGUGUGUGACAAAUCAUUCUCGCGGACAACGAGCCUUCGGGUACACCAACGCAUCCACACAAGGGAGCAACUAUUCCAGUGUGAGGUGUGCAGCAAAUCAUUCUCACAGUUAUCGAAACUCUUGUUCCAUCAGACAGUCCACACAGGGGAGACACCAUACAAGUGUGAGGUAUGUACCAAGGUCUUCAGGCAGUUAUCAAAGCUCCUGGUCCAUCUUAGGGUCCACACUGGGGAGAAAACAUUCAAAUGCGAGGAAUGCGACAAAGCAUUCUCACAGUCAUCUAGCCUCCGCAGCCACCAACGUGUUCACACAGGAGAGAAACCGUUCACGUGCGAGGUGUGCGACAAAUCAUUCUCAAUGUCAUCGAGCCUCCGCAGCCAUCAACAUGUUCACACUGGCGAGAAACCAUUCACAUGUGAGGUGUGUGACAAAUCAUUCUCAGAUUCAUCGACUCUCAGGGGACAUCGCCGCAUCCACAUAGGAGAAAAACCAUUCACAUGUGAAGUUUGUGGCAAAUUAUUCUCACGGUCAGCAGAGCUCUGUGUGCACCAACGCAUCCACACAGGGGAGAGACCAUUCAUGUGUGAGGUGUGUGACAAAGCCUUCACGCAGUCAUCAAAGCUGCUGGUCCAUAGAAGGAUUCACACAGGGGAGAAACCAUUCAUGUGUGCGGUGUGUGACAAAUCAUUCUCGCAGUCAUCGAGCCUCCGCAGACACCAACGCAUUCACACAGGGGUGAAACCAUUCAUGUAUGAGGUGUGUAACAAAUCAUUCUUGAACCCUCCGUGUACACCAACGUAUUCACAGGAAGUAACCGUUCAAGUGUGAGGAAUGUGAUCAAGGUUUUUGAAGCUACUGGUCCAUCAGACAAGGCCACACAGGGGAGAAAGCAUUGAAGAUUGAGAUGUACAACAAAUCAUUCUUACAGUUAUCUAAACUCUUGUUCCAUCAGAUGAUCCACAAGGGAGUAAUCAUUCAAGUGUGAGGUUUGUGAUAAAGCUUUCUUGAUGACUUUGAUGUGAGAUAUUGAUGUGAGUUCUGUAAUAAAGCCUUUACACAGCUGUUGGACCUUCUGGAACAACAGCGAACCCACAGGGGAGCUACCUAGCCAAGUUUUUGCCCAAUUUGUCCUCAGAUUGUGACUCUCUACACAAGCUCACUGCAAUGAGUGUUCAGUGAUAUCUGGGCAUAGAAUAAGGAGCAGCUUUCACUCACAUCAAACAACUAGUGACAACAACACCAGUGCUGAGGUACGAUGAUGUCAAUGAUGAAGUCACCCUGCAGUGAGAUGCCAGUGAAACAGGACUUGGAGCAACCCUCAUGCAACAAGGACGACCAGUUGUGUUUGUAUCCAGAGCAUUAACACAAACCGAACGAUGCUACACACAGAUUGAGAAAGAGAGCCUGGGACUAUUGUCUUUGCUUGUGAGAGAGAAAGUGAUGGCAGAGUUUGACCAUAAGCAUCUUUCUCAAACUACUUCGAUCUGCUUCAAAGUGUUUACAAAUGAAGUUACUUCAUUUGCAGAGAUAUCACUUGGAAAUGAAGACCUGAAUGCUUUAAAGAUUAUAUGUGCAAUGUAUAUGUAGGGACAGGCAAAAUUAGAACAGACUAAGAACAAAGAACAAAAGCAUUUUUUGUUCAGUGUGAUCAUUUUCUUUUUAGACUAUUUAUGUGGAGUAAUUUGCAAACAAAAAGGGGGAUAUUUGGAUAAAUCCCUUUUUACACUGUUGCUUCCCAAAUUAAUGUGACCUUUGAUGUCAUCAUAUGUAAGUAAAGGUUUGAGGGCAGUAACCAUUUUACACACCACAUGGAACAUUGUUUAAAAUUCAAAUGGCUCCAAAUAUGAACAAUAUGAGUUUCCUGAAGCUUGGGAAACUGACCGGUGAAACGGAGGCAACUUUGAGCAGCAGAUCAGAAGGAUUGCACCGUACUACACCAGAGAAUACAGAGAG